Molecule: messenger RNA, 2657 nt
Organism: Hydractinia symbiolongicarpus
Lineage: Eukaryota; Metazoa; Cnidaria; Hydrozoa; Anthoathecata; Hydractiniidae
Product: vesicular inhibitory amino acid transporter-like
Exons: 2
Coding region: 135-1529 (464 amino acids)
Biological process (GO): amino acid transmembrane transport
Cellular component (GO): vacuolar membrane
Molecular function (GO): amino acid transmembrane transporter activity
Source: RefSeq, a predicted model, not a curated record
AGUUUCUAGCCAUUUAUUGUUUGGGUUAAAUCCUUAUAUUAAGAAAAAGUAAUUGUUAAAAAGUAUAUAAAAAAAGGCGGGGAUGUGCACUAAUCUGGAAAUAUGACCAUUUUUUUCUGUCGACUUACAAAGAAAUGUCGGUUAAGAAGCUGUGGGAGAAGAUUCUCCCAGAUAAAAACCCCUACAAACCAGUUGAAUCGGUUUACGAAUCGGAACAAGAAAGGUGCGUUGAGGAAGCCAAAAAUGUGGAGCAGAAAAAAAUUACAUCAUUCAAUGCGUUCUGGAACGUCUCCAAUUCAAUCCAAGGUGUAGCCAUACUAGCUAUGCCUUAUGUCAUUAAAGGUGGAGGGUGGUGGAGUGUAGUAGCCAUUAUACUUGUAGCCAUACUAUCGAACUAUACCGGUCAAAUACUGAUAAAAUGUCACUAUGAUGACGUCAUCGACGAAGCCACAGGAGAAACAGUUAGCGUUAGAACAAGGUCAUCCUAUGCCGAAGUUGGUGAUGCCAUGUGGCCGGUGUACGGCAAAAACAUUGUCUUGUUCAUCCAGGUACUCGAGCUUCUGUUCAUGGCAACGCUCUACCCUAUUGUGUUUGUAUCUGUUACGCACACGCUUUUCCCACAUUUCGGGUUAUCUUCUGGAGUAUGGGUGCUGAUUUUCGGCGUGCUGAUGUUACCAAAUAUAUUUCUUCGACGACUUUAUCACAUAUCGAUUAUGAGCUCAUUGACCGUCGCUUCAGCUACAUCCGUCUUCUUUGCCGUGUGUGUUUACUGCUUCACGGAAAUAGACGCUUGGGACGUGCAUAACCUUGAAAAGUUUUCCAUUAAGGAGUUUGUUGCUUCAACUGGCGUGGUAGUGGCUAGCUACUCUUCCCAGAUGUAUUUAUCCGUGAUCGAAAGCGAUAUGAGGAAUCCGUCAAGCAUCGGCAGCGUGAUGAAUGCUGGGUAUUUUGCCAUGACUAUUUUAAAAGUCGGUAUCGGCGUCAUCGCUUACAUGACGUUUGGAGAUGCGACAUCGCAAGUAGUGACUUUGAAUCUGCCGGCAGGAAUUUUACUCACAGCAAUUAACAGUAUUGUCUUACUACUCGCAAUGUCAUCUUAUACCCUACCCAUGUUCACCGUCUUUGAAAUUCUCGAGAAAGAUUCAAAAUGGUUGAUUAUUGGCAACUCUUCAGAACUUGGAGACGAUAAAGAAUCCCGGAAUUAUGAAGAAAGGUUGAUCAAUGUAAGACGAACAGCCAUACGCUUGGCUUUGAUGUUUAUCACGCUUACAAUGGCCAUCUCUGUUCCUCACUUCUGUAUGGUGUUGUCUUUUAUUGGAAGCUUCACAGGUGCCUUUCUAGAAAUGGUAUUCCCAUGUUGGUUUUACUUGGCACUGAAGCACAAGACGUUAUCAAAAAGUACAACAAUAGUAAAUGUGUUGAUUAUAACUUUUAGUUUACUUUUUAUGGGUGUUGGGAUGUAUUCUUCAGCGUUUGAUAUGAUCAAAGCAUUUAAACUCCAUACAAAGGAGGUAUGGACCAUAGACUGAUGUGUAUGUGCUGAUAAAAAUGUAAAAAAAUGAAAAUGACCAAAGGUGACAAGUUGUAUUAAUUAACAUGCAACUCUGAUAAGUCCAUAGUGGUAUUUUUGUUCUGGUUAAGUUUGCGAAAAAAUUACAAAUAGAACAGAAUUACUUCUGAAGGCUAGUACAAGAGCUAAUCAUGGCUAUUUUCGACUACGCGUUUUUUUAUAAAAAGCCCCUUUAUAAGAAACUGACAAAUCACCUUACAAAAAAUUGGGAAACUUUUGAUACUUCUAAAAAUGUGAAUUUUUUCCAUCAUUUCGAUGAAUAUUGAGUAGGUUAUCGGAAAACUGGUAUCAUUUUUGAUGACGAAUUUAAGGCGAAAGGGCAUCAUUAUUUCAUCUCUUCUUGUAUAUAUUUGUUGCACUCUUUGUUGCAUCGAGAUAAUGUUUUAUAUUGACUAUCCCUCUAAUAGAUCCCGUCAAAUUUAAGAAACUCGUUAUAAACUUUUUUUCUAGCAAAGAGUAACCUCUGAGUUGAAACAUUUACUGGUUGAACGUUUGGUUGCUUUCCAAUAAAAGAACGUGUAUAGUUUGAAAAAUAUUCAAUUUUACUUGGUUAGUUUUUUGGCAUGCAAUUCUAUUUACAUUUUUUGUUCAUAGGCGAUACGUUUCUAUAUUUUAUAAGUUCAACCUGUUGCUUACUUCAACCUCGUUCCCAAACUGUUGCUUACUGAAACUCGUUUCCAAACUGUUGUUUACUUCAACCUCGUUCCCAAACUGUUGCUUUUUUCAACCUUGUUCCCAAACUGUUGCUUACUUCAACCUCGUUCCCAAACUGUUGUUUACUUGCUACUUGUUGACUAUCUACUUACUAGAAAAUAAAAUUCACGUGUUUACCUGUUUCGUUAGGCUUCCGUUAAAUUAUGUUUGUCUUACUUUUUCUCUUUGCAACUUUUCUACGAAGAAAUUAAACCUUAUAGCAAUGCAAGGUUUAAAUUUAUGACAUGUUGAAAAAGCGUGUAAUCCACAACUGUGAUGACUAUUGGGGUUGUACAAUUUUUAUUGAUAGGUUACAUGUUACAUAUUUAGAAACCGGAUGUGAUUACAAACUGAUUAAGAAAAAACAUCUGCAAAUAUCACUUCCGUCAGCAAA